GGAUAACUCACAAAGUCAACGGUGCCACCACUAACGGUUCAUUGGACAUUGUGAAAGCUUGCUCUCUUCUGGAUCUAUCCGUGCAGAUGCCUUGCCUUUGCCACACUAUAAAUUGAGGGAUGGACGAGGCCUUUCAGCUGUUAACAGAUUUCUGGGACGUUGCCGCUUUGAUUAUUUCCAGUAGUCCAUGAUGGCUAUGUAUCUGCUGUGUGAGAAGCAGAGGCAGCAAGGCCUAGCCUAGUGUGUCCUCAUCAGAGACAGGGUCCGAUCCUGGGUGUCCACGCUGACUAUGCUCCAGCGCCUGAAAGAGCUGCAGGCCAUUAUCAGUGUGGUACUCAUGGAGGACAGUGACAACCAUCAGCUGAGUUUCAAGGACAGUGAAUGGAACAUGGUUGAGGGAUUGAUUGGAGUUCUGCAACCUUUCAAACGGGUAGCUGACAUGAUAACAGACUGUAGGUAUCUAACCAUUUAGUAUGGUGAGGACAGUUCUUCACAUGCUGCUGAACACAACCCUCAAGGCCAAAGAAGGGGACACAAAAGAGGUUGGCAUGGCCAAAGAGGUAAUCUCCAAGGUGUUGUCCAGCACCUACCCGCAGACAUCUGAGAUUGCAACAUUUCUCAACGUCGGCACUUUCCUGGAUCCCCGUUACAAGAGUCUUCCUUUCCUGUCCCCCCAUGACCACUCCCAAGUGGAGAGUAAAGUCAUUCAGGAGGCCAAAGCCAUUCUUGAGAAACAGAGGAAUGAGAAUGUGGUCACAGAUGAAUUGGCUCUUCUUUCUGAUGAGCCACCCAACAAAAAACAGACUCUUGACAAACCGUUUCCUUCAUGUAGCAAUGCAGGCAACACUUUGGCUGUGAUAUUUUGCCAGUCAGGCAAUGACGAGAACCAAGAGGAGCUACACGCUCAGGUCGUGGAAGAGCUGAGCAACUUCAAAUCCCAGAAGCUCCUGGGUCUCAACGAAGACCCUCUCCAUUGGUGGUCGGACCGUAUGGGCUUAUUCCCUACUCUCCCUAAGGUGCUCCAGAAGUACUGGUGUGUCCCCGCCACUAGUGUCCCCUCCCACAGACUAUUCAGCUCCUCAGGGACUUUCUUCUGUGGUAAGAGGAACUACCUCACCCUGGCACAUGUAGACCAACAGGUGUUUCUCUAUGAAAACUCACGGCGCUGCCAUGAGUCUGAUCCUAUUGAGGAUGACUCAGGGGAAUGGGGCUUGGGACUGGAGCAGGACUCUGGGUCAGACCAUGGAAUAACUGGGCAGGCCGCUGCCCACUACCAAACAGUUACAAUACCCUAAUCCUAAAGGAAAUACUU
Molecule: messenger RNA, 1312 nt
Organism: Oncorhynchus tshawytscha (Chinook salmon)
Lineage: Eukaryota; Metazoa; Chordata; Actinopteri; Salmoniformes; Salmonidae
Product: E3 SUMO-protein ligase ZBED1-like
Exons: 1
Coding region: 474-1295 (273 amino acids)
Biological process (GO): regulation of transcription by RNA polymerase II
Cellular component (GO): nucleus
Molecular function (GO): protein dimerization activity
Source: RefSeq, a predicted model, not a curated record